CCCACUGGAGGCCCCCGUUCGGGCGCCCCCGCCCCCAGUUCAGAUCCCGCCGCCAGUUGGAAACCAAUGGGAGGCUCUUCCGCUUCUCAGAUCGAUUUUCCAGGUGCGGAGUUCACUCCCGCAGCUGCUCGGCGUUUCGGACCCGCUGCGCCCAGGAGUCAGGGGAGAGCCCGAGAAGGAGCUGCGCAAAGACGACCCUGCACCGGCCCUCGCCACGCCGCACCUUCCCCGCCGGUGGUGGGGGAACCUUGGGAUCUGCAUCUCCGGCUCGGGUCUACGCAGUUCGCCCUUUCUUUCCUCUCCGGCACACGCCAGAGGCUGAAGACCGAGGCCGGAGCGCAUCGGGCGGAGAGGUGACCUUGGGCUCUGGGCCGCGUCACAGAAGACAUUAAAUUAGUUCCUCCGGGAGAUGAAGCCUGAGCGGGAGAGCCAAAUUACAGACCGAGAAGAGGCCAGUCAGAGAGGUAGGAGUUUGGACUUUCUGCCUGAGACUGGAGAGUUGGAGGCACUCCUCCAGGAAGAGAUCCUGUCGAAGCUUUCCUGGCCCACCCGUGCCCGAGAGCCCGAGAUGAAGCAGAGUUUUGCCUUUGACAACUCUGGCUACGAGGAAGGCCUGGACGGCGUGUGCCCCUCCCAGACGGCCAGCGGCACCAUCCGAAUCGGGGGCAUGACCUGCCAGUCGUGUGUGAAGUCCAUCGAGGGCAGGGUCUCCAGCUUGAAGGGCAUCCUAAGCGUCACGGUCUCCCUGGAGCAGGGCAGCGCGGCCGUGAGGUACGUGCCCUCCGUCCUGAGCCUGCCUCAGGUGUGCCGUCAGAUAGAGGACAUGGGCUUCGAGGCCAGCGUGGAGGAGGGAAAGGCUGCCUCCUGGCCGUCCCGGGUCUCGCCCGCCCCGGAGGCCGUGGUCAAGCUCCGGGUGGAGGGCAUGACCUGCCAGUCCUGCGUCAGCUCCAUAGAAGGCAGGCUCAGGAAACUGCAGGGCGUCGUGCGGGUCCGUGUCUCGCUGGGCAACCAGGAGGCAGUCAUCACUUACCAGCCUUACCUCAUUCAACCCCAAGACCUCAGGGAGCACGUGAACGACAUGGGGUUUGAUGCCGUCAUCAAGAACAAGGUGGCCCCUGUGAGCCUGGGACCUAUUGACGUCGGGCGGCUCCAGAGCACCCACCCAAAGGCGCCCCCGGCUCCCGCUGACCAGAAUGGCAGUAGCGCUGAGAGCUCGGGGCGCCAGGGGGUCACCCUGCACCUGAGAGUGGACGGGAUGCACUGUAAGUCUUGUGUCCUGAACAUCGAAGAAAAUAUAGGCCAGCUCCCAGGGGUGCAGAGUAUUCGAGUGUCCUUGGAGAAGAGGACAGCCCGGGUCCAGUAUGACCCUUCCUGCGUCUCCCCGGGGGCCCUGCAGGCGGCCAUCGAGGCUCUUCCUCCCGGGAAUUUCAGAGUCUCUCUUCCCGACGGUGCAGCGGAAGGGACAGGAACAGAUGCCAGGUCUCGCCCACACCGCUCCCCCGGGCCUCCCUGGAGCCCCCCGGCCCCCGGCGUGUGCUGUACCGCGGUGCUGGCCAUCAGAGGCAUGACCUGUGCGUCCUGCGUGCAGUCCAUCGAGGGCCUGGUCUCCCAAAAGGAGGGCGUCUACCACGUCUCGGUCUCUUUGGCCGAAGGGACUGGAACAGUUCUCUACGACCCGUUGGUGACGCAGGCGGAAGAGCUCCGAGCUGCGGUGGAGGACAUGGGAUUCGAGGCCUCCGUCCUGGCUGAAAACUGUUCCAGCAACCACGUUGGGAACCACAGUGCUGGGAAUGACACAGGGUCCACUGCGGUUGGUACCCCCAUGCCUGUGCAGGAAGGGGCUCCCCACCCUGGGGGGCUCCCCACAAACCACCACCCCGGCCGCUCGUCCGAGAUCCCACAGGCCUCCGCUGCGGUGGCCCCGCAGAAGUGCUUCCUGCAGGUCACAGGCAUGACCUGCGCGUCCUGUGUGUCCAACAUAGAGAGAAACCUGCAGAAAGAAGCUGGCAUUCUCUCCGUGCUGGUGGCCUUGAUGGCGGGAAAGGCAGAGGUGAAGUACAACCCGGACGUCAUCCAGCCCCUGGAGAUAGCGCAGCUCAUCCGGGACCUGGGCUUCGAGGCCACGGUGCUGGAGGACUACAAGGGCUCAGACGGCGACCUGGAGCUGGUGGUCACGGGGAUGACCUGCACCUCCUGUGUUCACAACAUAGAGUCCAGACUCACUCGGACGAACGGCAUCACCUACGCCUCCGUGGCCCUCGCCACCAGCAAGGCCCACGUGAAGUUUGAUCCUGAGCUGAUCGGUCCGCGGGACAUUGUCAGAAUUAUCGAGGAAAUCGGCUUUCACGCCUCCCUGGCCCAGAGGAACCCCAAGGCUCAUCACUUGGAUCACAAGGUGGAAAUAAAGCAGUGGAAGAAGUCUUUCCUGUGCAGCCUCGUGUUUGGCAUCCCCGUCAUGGGUUUAAUGAUCUAUAUGCUGAUACCCAGCCACGGGCCCCACGAGGCUAUGGUCCUGGACCACAACAUCAUCCCAGGACUGUCCAUCCUGAAUCUCAUCUUCUUUAUCUUGUGUACCUUUGUCCAGUUCCUCGGCGGCUGGUACUUCUACGUCCAGGCCUACAAGUCCCUGAGACACGGGGCGGCCAACAUGGACGUGCUCAUCGUGCUGGCCACCAGCGUCGCCUACGCCUACUCCCUGGUCAUCCUGGUGGUGGCCAUCGCCGAGCGGGCCGAGCGGAGCCCCGUGACCUUCUUCGACACCCCCCCCAUGCUCUUCGUGUUCAUUGCGCUGGGCCGGUGGCUGGAACACGUGGCAAAGAGCAAAACCUCAGAAGCUCUUGCCAAACUCAUGUCUCUACAAGCCACAGAAGCCACCGUCGUGACCUUUGGCAGGGACAACUUAAUCGUCAGAGAGGAGCAGGUGCCCAUGGAGCUGGUGCAGCGUGGCGACGUCAUCAAGGUUGUCCCCGGGGGCAAGUUCCCAGUGGACGGGAAGGUUCUGGAAGGCAGCACCAUGGCCGACGAGUCUCUCAUCACAGGAGAGGCCAUGCCCGUCACUAAGAAGCCCGGAAGCACUGUGAUUGCCGGGUCCAUAAAUGCCCAUGGCUCUGUGCUCGUCACUGCCACCCACGUGGGCAACGAGACCACCUUGGCUCAGAUCGUGAAGCUGGUGGAAGAGGCUCAGAUGUCAAAGGCACCCAUUCAGCAACUGGCUGACCGGUUUAGUGGAUAUUUUGUCCCAUUUAUCAUCAUCAUUUCAACUUUGACGCUGGUGGUAUGGAUUGUAAUCGGUUUUGUCGAUUUUGGUGUUGUUCAGAAAUACUUUCCUAACCACAGCAAGCGCAUCUCCCAGGCGGAGGUGGUCCUGCGCUUCGCCUUCCAGACGUCCAUCACCGUGCUCUGCAUCGCCUGCCCCUGCUCCCUGGGCCUGGCCACGCCCACGGCCGUCAUGGUGGGCACCGGCGUGGCCGCCCAGAACGGCAUCCUCAUCAAGGGCGGCAAGCCUCUGGAGAUGGCCCACAAGAUAAAGACUGUGAUGUUUGACAAAACUGGCACCAUUACCCACGGGGUCCCCAAAGUCAUGCGGGUUCUCCUGCUCGUGGACGUGGCCACGCUGCCCCUCAGGAAGGUUCUGGCUGUGGUAGGCACUGCAGAGGCCAGCAGUGAGCACCCCCUGGGCGUGGCGGUCACCAGAUACUGUAAGGAGGAACUUGGCACAGAGACCUUGGGAUACUGCACGGACUUCCAGGCGGUGCCAGGCUGUGGGAUCGGCUGCAAAGUCAGCAAUGUGGAGGGCGUGCUGGCCCAGGGUGAGCGCCAGCAGGGCAGACCCACUGCUCACCUGAACGGGGUCAGCAGCAUGCCCGCGGAAACAGAUGCGGCCCCCCAGACCUUCUCUGUGCUGAUCGGAAACCGAGAGUGGAUGAUGCGCAACGGCUUGACCGUCACCAGCGACGUCAGCGACGCAAUGACCAAUCACGAGAUGAAGGGCCAGACGGCCAUCCUGGUGGCCAUUGAUGGUGUGCUCUGUGGGAUGCUUGCCAUCGCGGAUGCAGUCAAGCAGGAGGCCGCCCUGGCCGUGCACACACUGAAGAGCAUGGGCGUCGAUGUGGUUCUGAUCACAGGGGACAACCACAAGACAGCCAGAGCCAUUGCCACCCAGGUUGGCAUCAACAAAGUCUUUGCAGAGGUGCUGCCUUCUCACAAGGUGGCCAAGGUCCAGCAGCUCCAGAACGAGGGGAAGAGGGUCGCCAUGGUGGGCGACGGGGUUAACGACUCCCCGGCCCUGGCCCAGGCCGACAUGGGCGUCGCCAUCGGGACGGGCACGGACGUGGCCAUCGAGGCGGCUGACGUCGUCCUCAUCCGAAAUGACUUGCUCGACGUGGUGGCCAGCAUUCACCUCUCCAAGAGGACCGUCCGGAGAAUACGCCUCAACCUGGUCCUGGCGCUCAUCUACAACCUGGUCGGGAUACCCAUCGCCGCAGGUGUCUUCAUGCCCAUCGGCAUCGUGCUGCAGCCGUGGAUGGGCUCAGCGGCCAUGGCGGCCUCCUCCGUGUCCGUGGUCCUCUCGUCGCUGCAGCUCAAGUGCUAUAAGAAGCCAGACCUGGCCCGGUAUGAGGCGCAGGCGCAGGGCCGCAUGAGGCCCCUGAGCGCGUCCCAGGUCAGCGUGCACGUGGGCAUGGACGACCGGCGGCACGACCCACCACCCCGGGCGGCGCCCUGGGACCAGGUCAGCUACAUCAGCCAGGUGUCGCUGUCCUCCCUCAAGUCCGACAAGCUGUCCCGGCACAGCAUUGCGGCCGACGACAGGGGGGACAAGUGGUCUCUGCUCCUGAACGACCGGGAUGAGGAGCAGUGCAUCUGAAAGCCGCAGGCUCCCCGUGGCCGAGGCUGCAGCCCAGCAGGCAAAGCCCUUCUGCAGCCCGGCGCUUCCACUCCCUGGACAUUCUCGGUCCGCCUCCCUGCGGCACGUGGACCGCGGGCUCGUCGGACACCUCGAUGGCCUCGAGAAGAGGAGGGACAGCCAGCCCUCCCCGCAGCCCUGUGCGUUAGCCGUGGGAUGCCUGCAACUCAUCAGGACCGACUUAGCCGUUCCCUGGAACUUAUUAAAAACCCUCAGGGUCGGGCUGUCUUUGAUGACACCAGCGUCCAUCGCGUAUCUGAGACCACCAUUUACCUCAAGUGCACCCACUCUUUCCUGUUGGCGCCGUCUCUUCUUUUUCUGUCCCUGAUACCGGGGGUGUGGCACCCCGUCCCCGGAAGGCAGGGCUGACGUCCUCACGUCCCCGCUGCUGCUCUCGGGGGCCUCUCCUGCCUGAACCCCUCGCGCACACGCGCGCCAGCCAGUCUGCUGCGCUUCCCCUGCCAGGGAGGCGAGCGCUUUCUGCUUCUCCGUGGAGCCGUGGCUUCUCACCCCACAGGACGCCGCGCUGUGGCUGAUUGUCGCCGCCCGACUGGAGUGAGGUCUCGGAGCCCCAAAGUGGAGAAAUUCAGCUUCCUGUGGGGUCCGGGUGGGCCCGGGAGCAAUGCGGUGCAGGAACCCGCUUUCCUGGAUCCAGGGGCUUCAGUCACAUGGGCUGCUGUGUGACCCAUGGGUCGGAUGUGGGAUUCGUGGAGGUAAUGCCCAAUGUUGUGCAGCUCCCAGGAAACCAGACCCACAGAAGACAGAGGAAACCCUCGUCCUCUGCCCGCUUCCACUUCUACCCACUGAGCUGGGGCCUUGGGAAAGGGGUGACCACAGGCUCCCAAGGCAAGGUCUGUUUCUAAUUUUCACUGGCCUUCGUGGUUACACCACAUCCACGGGACAGGAAAGGGGCCCAUGGUAGCCUCAGAAUCUUAGAAUAGCCAGAGCAGAGCCUGUUCCAAGUCCCCAAGGUGAAGCCCUUGUCACCUACACAAACUCAUGUUAGUUAUUUAUUGUAGUUAUUUUCCAGGGGGGUGUAAGCACUUUUUGUAAGUUACUUCUAAUCUUCCCCCGAAAAACCAGCAAAGCAGAUAAUGUCCACAAGUGGGAAACAGGCUCAGAGAGGCUAGGAAUCCCACCCAGGAUCACACAGCCUGUGUGCAUGCCAGAACAGGGAUCUGAAUUCCUGUCUCUUGGCCCUGAAGUUGUUUCUCUAACUUGGCUCUAACCUUGAGUAUUUCACUUGAUAGGAAUAAACAAGGACAAGGCCCUUGCUCCUGGAAGAGCAAGUCUGCCAGGUGGUGUAUUUGCUGACUCACGAGGUCACGUCACCUCCCGUUUGGAUGGUUCUUUUCCAUUGGCUCGUAAUUUCGUAUUUGCUGGGUCUCAUCCUCUAAAGUCCAUGUGCCGCGUUCGGUUCUCUUUUACUGUUUUCCACCUUCCCUCAUGUCCCCAGCCCCCUCCUGCCCUGUGUCACCCCUUUUGUCCUCUCUUUUAUCCUGGCCGUGCUUGGGGAAUAUUUCGUGUUCUCUAACUAAGCUAAUCGUUGUCUGAAGAAUCUAAUUGCAUUGAUCUUUUUGGAAAGCUUUUAGGACCAUAAAUGCCAGGUUUAUCCAGACAUAAAAAUAUUUAUAUAAUUGUACAGAAAAUAACCUUUUAGAUGUUCAAAGUGUAAGGGGAUUUUUUUGGGGGGGGAGUCACAAAAGAAGAAUUCCUACUUCGAAAACGUUCCAUGCUACACUAGAAUAAAGUUUCUUUUUUUUAUUCAUCUAAAAA
This is a messenger RNA of Phacochoerus africanus (Common warthog), 6679 nucleotides long. It is a transcript of the gene ATP7B, whose product is annotated as ATPase copper transporting beta. Gene Ontology annotation, molecular function: ATP binding; ATP hydrolysis activity; ATPase-coupled monoatomic cation transmembrane transporter activity. The record is from RefSeq and is a predicted model, not a curated record. Gene Ontology annotation, cellular component: membrane. Lineage: Eukaryota; Metazoa; Chordata; Mammalia; Artiodactyla; Suidae. The transcript has 23 exons. The coding region runs from base 410 to 4864 and encodes 1484 amino acids. Gene Ontology annotation, biological process: monoatomic cation transport.